UCACCAGCGGGAGAUUAAUCGUCGCUAGUUGUUGUUCAAAUCUCGGCCGUAUCGGUUCGCACAUUCGCACGACAAGCAGCUACAAUAUGGCAGCGAGAGUGUUAAUCGCAUUUGCCAUCCUGACCUUCGCUGGGCAGCUCACCGUGGCCCAAAAGGAGCUGACCGAACUGCCGGAAGUGAAGGGCUACAAGUUGCACUGCAUCGAAUCCAGUGGCAUUACGGAGUCGUCGGCGAAGAAGCUGUCCGCUGGCGAAUCCAUCAAAGAUCCGGACCAAGCAACGAAGUGCUUUGUGCAAUGUUUCUUCCAAAAGCUGCGCCUGAUGGAUGAGACGGGUGUCGUGCUGAAGGACAAGCUGGAGGUGUUUCUCACCAAGCUGAUGGACGCGGACAAGGCGAAGGAUUACGUGAGUCAGUGCGAUCUGCGACGUACGAAUCCGUGCGAUACGGCAUACGCCGUGUACGAUUGCUACCUCGGCAAGAAGGCGAAGUUGUUUUAAAAAAAUCGAAAACAUUCCCCUCCCGAUGGGUAAUAAACAAAUUGUUGUUUGUGGUGUUUUGUUUUGUACCGCAAAAACAAACCAAAAAAAACCUGUUUCGCUUGUUG
Anopheles funestus (African malaria mosquito) is the source of this 604-nucleotide messenger RNA. RefSeq names its product general odorant-binding protein 56a-like. Gene Ontology annotation, molecular function: odorant binding. The transcript is spliced from 3 exons. Gene Ontology annotation, biological process: sensory perception of smell. NCBI's taxonomy places the organism in Eukaryota, Metazoa, Arthropoda, Insecta, Diptera, Culicidae. The coding region runs from base 87 to 497 and encodes 136 amino acids. The record is from RefSeq and is a predicted model, not a curated record.